UGCGUACUUAACAAACAAACCCUCGCCUCUGUCGCUUUGACUCUUCCCCAAUCCCGGGAACCGAACUCUGAAAUCGAAUGGGAGAAACCGGAGCGGAGGACGAGCCGCGGCGGAGCACGGCGGCGGCGGAGCAGUGCGGCGGCGAUAGCGGGGAGGCGGCGGUGCCGCGCCUAAUCGAGCGCGCCACCACCUCGACCGCGGGGGAGGUCGACCCCCGCCUCCUCAAGGCCAUCAAAUCCACCGUGCGAUCCUCCGACGCCGAGAUCCGCGUCGCCGUCGAUUCCCUCAUGGACCACAUGAAGAAGCCCCACUCCCAGGUGCGAUACCUUACUGUGCUUAUAAUCGACGAACUGUUUAUGCGUUCGAAGCUCUUCAGAUCUCUCUUUGUGGUCAAUCUCGACCAGUUCUUGACCUUAAGCGUAGGUUUCAGGCGAAACAUGCCGCUUCCUCCUCCAUCUUCGAUCGCGUCCAAUCUCCGCAAGAAGACCAUCGAGCUGUUGGAGAAAUGGAAUGCCUCAUUCGGCAUCCACUAUAGGCAGGUUCGCCUGGGCUUUGACUACUUGAAGAACACACUUAAAUUCCAAUUCCCGAACCGGUUAGAGAAUGCUGCUCGGCUUCAACAAGAGAGGAGGGAAAGGGAAAGAAGGACGCAGGAGAUUCUUCUUAGCAAGCUUGAGAAUCUCAAGGAGAACUAUUCAUCCAUCAAAGCUGAGAUUCAAUCUACGGUUGACGAGAUUGGAGAAUGCUUUGAGAUUAUCAAUUCCCAACGGGAGGAGUUCACUUCUAAUGAGGAUGAAGUGGAGGAGUUUAAGUCGUUCGAGUUGCAGCAAAUUCGACUGGGCUCUUUGAAGGAAGGGGAGAAGGUUUGCGAAAACAACGAGAACACGGCCGUGUUUGAUGCUUUAAGGGAAUUGCACAAGCUAUUAGUCUCAAAGCAUUUGGCAUCAGUGCAAGAGUGGAUUUCUGUUCUCAUUAGAGUUGAGCUCGCUGAUAACAAGUUUAGGGAUAUGGCAUUGAAGGAGAUGAUUGACAUCCGUAAUAAUAUCCAAUCAGUCCGAAAUAGAUGCAAGCUGCUUGGCUGCGUUCUUGAUGAUGCUCAUGAGCAAAAGGCCAUGAAGGUAGAUGAGGAGGAAGAGGAUUUAUGGGAAGAGGGGAAGGUAGAAAUUUAUAAUUCGGGGCCCUCUAGCAUUAAUGAUAGUUCAGUUGUGAAUGAUAUGGAUGUUCAGAGUACUAGCAAUGAUAAAACUAAGCCCUUGGAUGGAAGAGCUUCUAGUUCAAAUUUAGAAAGGUCAAAGCUUUUGGCUGAAGCCCCGGUGAUGACGUGGGGCCCAUUCUUGGACAACUGGGGUGCAAACCGGGAUGCAUUGGCAAACCAGAGGGGGCUCGAGCUUGAUGGCCAUUGGGGCAGGGUAGAUUACGAUGCCGUUAUACCUGCAGAGAAGAUUGCAGAGCUCAAUGUUCAUCGAACGAUAUAUAAGGAAGAGCCUAUUGAGAUUCGACCUUGCCUCGCACCUUUGAAGAAGGGGGGGCUAUGUCAGAGAAGGGAUCUUAGGAUUUGCCCUUUUCAUGGACCGAUAGUUCUGCGUGAUGCCGAGGGAAAUCCAAUUAAGCAGAAUGCAGUAAGUGAGGAACAAAGUGUAAAGGAGGACUCUACUUUGAUGACAGAUACAAAGAAUGAGUAUAAUGAUGUCGAUAAGUCUUUUGACUUAGGUGAGGAAAUGUUUGGAAUGUUGGCUAAACAAGCAGUGAAGAAUUUGCGCGAAAGAGAUAGAGAUGUGAAGUUGAUGAAGAAAGCGAAACUUGCAAAGGUUCGUGAGCACAAUGAAGAAGUUCUAAGGGAAGCUGCUAUAGCCUCAACUUCGUAUUCUGACGCUUUUGGGCACCCUACAGAGGGAUCAGUGCGAAAUGCGGUUGGGGUCAAGGUGAAGAAGCCAACAUUGGCGUCAAUGCUGAAGAAGAAAGUGACAGCAAAAGAUAGGUUAGCACAGAGGCUUUUGAAUUCACGUGUGAGGGAUGCUGCGGUACAAGAGCUUUCUCAGGGGGAGGAUUUGAAGUAUAGAGAAGCAUUCCCAAAUCAGUGGUGAAUGAGAAAAUAAGGCAAAGCCGGAUUGACGUGAAGCAGACACCUGAAUUGUUGCGUAUGUGGUCUCACUCAACAAUUGUUAAUCAUCGACUUUCUGGCAGCGCAGGAAGAAGUACUCUAUGGAGAAGUGCUUUUCUCUAUAAUCCACAACUAGCAGAAGCAUUAUAUGGUAUCACGAAGUGCAUAAAGAUAUUGAGCUACAUGGUUCCAAUAGUCGAGGAAGAUAGUGCUAGAACUGCAUCUGAUUCCCAGAUUAGAUGUUCCUGUAGUGUGAUAUGGAAAUAAAAACUCAUAAAAAACGUAUUAGUUUUUAGUGGUCCAUUUUUUAAACUUUCCCCUUGUAUAUUUUUUUGUUUUACUGGAGAACAAAUUUGUUUUUUUUAUUUAUUUAGUGAUCUAAUGUUAUGGAGAUUGUAUUUUGCUCCCAAUAAGCUGUCAGAUUCAGAGCAUGCUUACUGUCCUCUUCGACUGAAUACUGCUCUUGCUUGUGAGGGGUGUUGUAUUUCGGAUUUGACCUUCUUUUGCAAACCUGUUCUUUAUUAA
This is a messenger RNA of Ananas comosus (pineapple), 2626 nucleotides long. RefSeq names its product UV-stimulated scaffold protein A homolog. Lineage: Eukaryota; Viridiplantae; Streptophyta; Magnoliopsida; Poales; Bromeliaceae. The record is from RefSeq and is a predicted model, not a curated record. Gene Ontology annotation, molecular function: RNA polymerase II complex binding. Gene Ontology annotation, biological process: transcription-coupled nucleotide-excision repair; response to UV. The coding region runs from base 78 to 2084 and encodes 668 amino acids. The transcript has 2 exons. Gene Ontology annotation, cellular component: chromosome.